Molecule: messenger RNA, 5251 nt
Organism: Scomber japonicus (chub mackerel)
Lineage: Eukaryota; Metazoa; Chordata; Actinopteri; Scombriformes; Scombridae
Product: FH2 domain-containing protein 1-like
Exons: 13
Coding region: 96-4010 (1304 amino acids)
Source: RefSeq, a predicted model, not a curated record
CAUCUUCUCGCCUCUGGAUUUGACCGCUGACUCUUCAAUGAUCACGAUGACAUACCUUCAAUGUCGUCACCACACUCAACGCCCCUCCUCUCACUAUGGUCACCCAACAGCCCGGUGACCAACCAGUCCGCCAAACCCGCCGCCAGCCGACCGUGAGAAUGCACGUGAUGGCCAGCGUUGCCCCGGCUAACGAGAGGGGGGGUUUCUCCCUACGUGAGCAGGACGUGGCCCUCGCUGUGCCGACGUCUCCUCCUUCUCCUUCUCGUUCCCAACCGAGAUUUUCCGAUAACCAGGCGAAAGCAUCUCCACCUCCUCCUCCUCCACCUCCUCCCCCUCCUGGUCUUCCUCCUCCUCCUCCUCCUCUGGCACCGUUGCUACCUGGAUUGGGAGACCCAACAGGAGGUCUGAAGAAGAAGAAGAGGGUGAGGAGUUUCUUCUGGAAAACGAUACCAGAGGAGCAGGUGAAGGGGCGCGCCAACGUGUGGACUCAAGGCCUAGUCCAGCAGCAGUAUCAGAUCGACGUCCAGACCAUCGAGGAGCUGUUUGGUCAGAACGACAGUCAGAACGCUAAGGCAACGCCCAGCAGAGGAGGAAAGGCCAGGAGCUCGUUCAGAGACACUAAAGAAGAGGUCUCUAUUCUUGACUCAAAGAGAGGGAUGAACAUUGGGAUUUUCCUCAAACAGUUCAAGAGGUCCAAUCAGGCCAUAGUAGACGAUAUUCGCCAUGGUAACGGUGAGCUGUACGGGGCAGAGGCUCUGAGGGAGCUGCUGAAACUGCUACCUGAGACUGAUGAGGUGAAGAAGUUGAAGGCGUACCGAGGCGACGUCUCUAAGCUGUCAUUGGCCGACUCCUUCGUGUAUCUGCUGAUUCAGAUCAACAGCUACUCUGUCCGUAUUGAGUCCAUGCUGUUGAAGACAGAGUUUCCCGUGGCGUGUGAGGCCAUGAAACGUGACAUUAAGAUCCUUCGCUCUGCCACCAAAGAGUUAAUGUGCUGUGAGGAGCUCCAUGCUGUUCUUCAUCUGGUGCUGCAGGCUGGAAACAUCCUCAAUGCUGGAGGUUAUGCAGGAAACGCAGUGGGCUUCAAGCUGUCGUCCCUCCUCUCUCUGGCCGACACCAAGGCCAACAAGCCGGGCAUGAACCUGCUGCAUUUUGUUGCUCUGGAAGCGCAGAAAAAAGAUGGGAAACUGUUGGAGUUUCCACUGAAGCUGACUCAUGUUAAGACUGCAGCAAGGAUCUCCUUGGAAACGCUGGACGCUGACCUGCAGUGCCUGACGUCUCGCACCCAUUCAGUCGAGAAGAGCGUCCAGAGAGACACGGAGCUGCUGCAGCAACUGGACAACUUCCUGCAGAGUGCUACGUCGGCUCUAUGCUCGCUACGCGGCAGCCGACAGCAGCUGAAGAAGGAAGGCAGCGAGCUGAUCGACUUCUUCUGUGAAGACAGAGACGCGUUCAGACUGGACGACUGCUUCAGCAUCUUCCACACCUUCUGCUCCAGGUUCACUGAUGCUGUCAAGGAGAACAUGGAGAGAGAGGCUAAGGAGGUGGCCCGUCGCCGUCGGUUGCAGGAGCUGGAGGAGCAGAAGAGGCACUCCUGGUCCGGGGGUGAGGAGGUUGGAGGAGCUUUCAGGUUGCGCUGCAGCAGUGAGACGGACAUGUCGGCUGCGAUGUCACGCCAUGACGAGGCCGGGCUGAUGGAGUUCCUGUCCCCUAGGUCCCACCCUCGCUCACCUCUCAACAACUCCCGCAUUCCUCUGGGCCGCACGGGGAGCUUACGGCGUUCCCGAAAAUCUCCAUCCAGCUCGCCAAGCAUUAAUGCUGAUCGUGAAUUGAGCAUGGUCCUCGGAAUGGCGACCCCUGACCACAGACUCACCCAGCAGAGAGGAGCGGAAGAGGCAAGGACAGUUUUCCACUUAGGCUCACCUGAACCUGGGCUCAGAAGUCUUUCACCUCUGGCUUGGUCCCAAAGUCCGAGCGCCACAAACGCACACCAUACAACCACCACUUACCUCAACUUUGAUUCCACCCAGACUCAAGUUAACGCAAUCAAUCCCACAAAUAGAGAUACAGUCAAAUCUACCUCUGAUUUGAACCAGCAAUCAGACCACAAUAACAAUGGCAAUGAUCGACUCACUCUGGAUUCUAGCAGCCAGGUGACACCUUCAGAACAAACUAAUUUUGGAUUGAGUGGGGAAACAGCUACAGCGAAUGACAAUGCUGAAAAAUCAAGAGUUGAUCUGGAUGUAAGUGGACAAAAUGUCACCUGUGAUGAGGAAACCAACCACAGUGCUUCUAACAGCAACAUGUCAGUGGUUUUAGAGAAAUGUACACUAGUUCCUGAGCUGAAAGCAUUUGACGAGAACACACCCCGACAGCGUCUCUACGGAUAUCGUCAGGAUGAUAUGGUAAUCACAGAUUUGGACGAGGAGGGAGCAGACAAAUCCAAACUCCAGGAGGUGCAGGCUAACUCCCACAUUGGGAAAGCAGAAAAAAAUGAUAUCUUCGUUUUUGACACAAGCUCUUCCUCAUCACAGAGAAAUGAAGAGGAUGAACGAGAGGACAAGGUGGUUGUGUGGUGUGUGACUGGUGUGUGCGAAGCAGCUGGUGAAGGCACACACACUGACGACACACUAGAACAAACUGAGAGGAAUCAGUAUACGAGUGACAAUCAGGGAGGAAAUGAGAAAGCUUUCUCCGCCCCAACUAAGCACACGCCUUCAGAACCUCAGCUGGCUAACGAGACAUCAGUGCCUGUACCGAUCAGCAGCCAACCAGUGCCUGUCUCCCGCUGUGACAACUCACCACUUACCGUAUCCUCCACCAGUUGGCAACCAGCAGAGCAGCCAUCUUCCAGUCAAACUCUUACCGCAGAUGCCUCUAAGGACACUAAAGAACCAGUUGAUCAAGGAGAAGAAGCAGAGGGCUCCAACAAUGAGGAGAAAAAAGUAGAAACCCUCCCUGAGAAAUCAACAGAGAGCAAAAGUGACACUGAUCACACGACUAAUGAAAAUCCAGAAGCAGCUCCUCCCACAAAUGGAAAGGCAGAAGCUGCAACAUUGUCCAAACCAUCCACCAAGAACCUCGCUACCUCUAAAGCUCGACCAGCCGGGAUUAAACCUACAACCCCAAACACCAACAAAUGCAAACCUGUCCGAACACUCACCAACUCUGAGAAUCAAGGCAUGAGGCGGGUGGUGCCUAUUUCGAGGACUAGCCGAGGUGUUCCACCCCUCAGCAAACCUCCAGAGAAGCCUCCUGGCCACCAGCGGGGUUCCUCCAGUCUGAAUGUCACCAACUUUAACAGCAGCUCCCUCCGACGAGGAGAGAAGCCCUCGACUUCUCCUUCAACCCAACGCUCCAGCAUCCACAAGGACCCUAAGGAUGCAAAGGACCGGAAGGUUUCAGGCACUCACACGUUCGCCCGAGAGCAGAAACAGGACGUGCAAAGGAGGCCAUCUAUCCACAAGCCCUUAACGAAACCCAAAGCCCAGCCAGAGGAGAAGAUGUGUCGCUCCACACUGCGGGCGCUCGGUCAGGCUGCAGCAAAUGCGGGAGGAGGAGGCAGUGUUAGUGCCCCUGCCACCCCUUUGCGUAAAGCCAUUACCCCUUCAUCAUCUCCACUUCCGGGUUUUGCCCGAAACACCGCCUCUUCUUCUUUCAGACGGACCCUUACACCUGCUACUCCUCAUUCAGCCCACUCUGGCUCAGACUCGUCCCCUAAAACCUCCUCAAAAACCUUUGUCCCCCCAACUGGCACCUCCUCGCCUUUCACCCGAGCAGGCUCACUGAGGGUCACCACCACCUCCAAAUCUUCAGAUGUACACAACCCGCCCUCCUCCUCCACCUCCUCCCCACUGAGGAGGACUCAGAGCAUCAGGACACCUCCUCGCCCACCGCUCCAAGACUUGCAGGCUCCUUCUAAAGGCCACCGGAGGAACGAUAGUGGCAGCUUCUCUGACAAGUCCACUCACUCUCGAGAGUCGGGCAAAGUCAGCAGACCCGGCUGGAGAUAACAAAUCUGAAGCUAGACAGUGCCUUGUUGUAUCCUUCGUUCUUUUCUGGAUUUGGGAGUAAAGCCAGAGGAUACAUUCCAGUAACAAAGUCUUACAGAAAAACAAAUGGUCUUCCUAAGAAAAAGUUUAGCUCAAGAAAGAAGGGAGGUUACAUUCCAAUAUGAAGCACAGAUACUGUUUUCUAUUCUUUGAGGAUGAAAGGCGCUUUGUGCUAAUAUGAAGAUAUGUUUGUUUUCCAUGCUUUAAUGUGGUGAUAUAAGGACACAUUCCAUUAUGAAAGCACAUUAUGUACACUUUCUAAAGAGGCUGCAUUCAAAUAUAAAAAAAAAACUGUCCAAGGUGGUCAUUCAAGGAUGGAUGGAUGGAUGGAUGACUUCUGAUAUAACUCUGGUUUGUAAAGGCCAUAUUCCACAUUGAGAUAGGGGACACCCAUUCUGAUAAAAACAUGCAAAUUACUCUAUGCAUAGAAGUAACAUUCCAAUAUUUAGAGGUUUUCUGGGUUUUUUUAAUGCAAUGAGAAUAGCACAUAAUUAUACAGGCUUCCUAUCUAAAGUGGUCUUCUUCCAAUAUGUAGCAUGCACAUACUUCCUUAUUCCCCUGCUUUAGUCCUGAAACAAUCAGUCAAUGAAACCAAUUAGUCAUUUGAAAUUCAUUGUUAGUUUCAGUGAUAAACCUUUUUCUUUUAAACUUAACCCACAAAUUCCGGCAAUUACCUUUUGAUUAUCUGUCUUCUGAUAGUACAUUUAAGGUAAACUCUUACAUUGAAGCCAGAGGAAGGAACCUCGUUCAAAUACUAAGCACAGUCUCCUAACUUGUGGCUGAAUUUGGUAAAUUUCAUCAAAAACCUAACUAAAUUCCAACAAUAAACAUAUACAGUAUUUCUUUCUUACUCUUAUGAGAUUCUCAUUCCUCUGAAGUUCUCUUUUUCUAGGAUAAACUCCACCAAGAAGCCAGCUGCACUCCAAUACUAACUAUACAAUUUCCUUUUCCUAAGAGCUGUGUAAGAGCAUUAAGACGCCACACAUGUCGCUUCCCCUUUGAAGUUGCCUGUUGGUUUGAUAGUUCAUAGAUUCAGAGGAGAUUAAAUAUCACCAUACAUUAUAUAAAAUAACUUGACACUGUCCAUUCAGUCCAAGCAAUAGUCCAUAACAAAUGUCAACACAGUAUUUUCUGGAGGUCAGAGACCAUAUUCUCAUCUUUAUAACAACUAGACUUAACUAUUUUGUUCUUUUGAGAGAAUA